Molecule: messenger RNA, 960 nt
Organism: Ipomoea triloba (trilobed morning glory)
Lineage: Eukaryota; Viridiplantae; Streptophyta; Magnoliopsida; Solanales; Convolvulaceae
Product: lysine-rich arabinogalactan protein 19-like
Exons: 2
Coding region: 76-771 (231 amino acids)
Cellular component (GO): plasma membrane
Source: RefSeq, a predicted model, not a curated record
AAUUUUCUGUAUAAAUAACUUCAAGAACAUCCAAGAAAUUCCAUCACUACUCAAAAGCAGCUAAGCUAGCUAGCAAUGGCUUCCAAUAUGUGGAUUCAAAUCUCAUCAAUUUGCUUCUUCAUUUGGUUGGUUAUUGCCAAUGCACAAUUAGCACCGGCAGCUGCACCGUCUACGCCCACCACCACCACCACCCCGCCGCCGACCACCGCCCCGCCGGUUACAACACCCGCGCCUAAAGUUGCACCACAGCUGCCGCCGAAGCCGCCGGUGGCAGCGCCUGCAAAGCCGCCGGCAUUGCCACCUCCGACGCAGCCGCCACCGGCGCCGGCAUUGCCUCCGGCUGUUCCCCCACCGAAGGUGGCGCCUGCCCCCGCGAAAAACCCUCCAGCGCCGGCCCCUGCAACUAAGCCACCGGCGCCGGCACCUGUGCCGCCGCCACCCAUGCCGUCGCCGGUUCCGGCACCACCACCGGCUACUCCGCCGCCAGUCCCGACACCAAUAUCAGUGCCCACGCCAGCCCCAGCUCCCGGCAAGCACCACCGAAAGAAGUGGAGACACAAGCACAAGCACCACCACGCUCCGGCACCGGCGCCCACCGUGAAAAGCCCGCCGGCACCACCAACAGUACAAGAAUCCGUGGACGUCACUCCUGCCCCCUCGCCAUCUCUAAAUUUGAAUGGAGGAGUCUCAUUUGUGCUGCAAGGAGGAAGAUCAAGAAUGUGGACUAGUGCUGGCUUGGCAUUGACCAUUUUCUUGGCCAUUAUAGCCUAGAGUCCUCAUAGACUCUCCCAACAACAAUAUUUUUUUGCAGGGCUCAAUUGGAUUAAUUAUAUGCUUGCAGAAAAAGAAAGAGUUUGAUUCAUUCUAUUGUAUUCACAUUCCUUUUUGUCAGUCACAUGCAUCAUGUAUUGACCACAUUCUUCUUCCUAUAUAAAUGGACACUUUAAUUUCCUUUUAAUA